Symbiodinium natans is the source of this 1269-nucleotide messenger RNA. The record is from the annotation of a GenBank genome assembly. NCBI's taxonomy places the organism in Eukaryota, Dinophyceae, Suessiales, Symbiodiniaceae.
AUGGGCUGCUCUCAGAGCUCAACGAUUUCAGAGGCCGAAGCAGUACGCCAACCUGCCCAACAUGCCCACGCCUUCCCGACCAAGGAGGCUAUUAUGCGAAAUCCGAAUCUCCGUCAGGCUCACUUCAAGACGACUGCUACAUCGCUCGCCCCCGCAGAAUCACCAGCCUCCGAAAGCGCUGUCCAGAAGCUAGAGGACAUUCGGAGGUGCGUUCUUCAGGUUGGUGAUGAUCGCAUGCUGGAGUGUGACGGGCCAUCCCUCCAGAAGGACUACGAUUCUUGGCAACACGAGGUGGAUGCCCACGACUUGAAGGCCAUGAAAGACGGACAUGCCGUUCCAGUCAACAGGACUGCUGACCAACACUUAGCAAAGAAGAUGAAGUCUUCAAUCAGCGAGCUUACAGAGGAUCCUGCCAAGCUCAAGCGCGCCGUGCAGCUUCGCCGCAUGUCACGCGAGGAGAUUGCAGCUUACCGGAACGUUCUGUCGUUGAAUGGCGUGGAGGGUUCCAAGGAAGAGAACAAGAACGCGAAAAAGAAGGCCACAGCCUCGGCCAGCCCUGUGAGCUUUGUGAGGAUAUUGCGGUUCCCAUGUGAGACCGCCGUCGAAACGGAGAUGUUGUCCGGAGCAGCGGAGGCUCUUGUCUGGCACCUUGGGAAGGUCAGGGCCAAGCGGGGAGCAGGCAGUUCAGCUAGUCUUUCGAAUCGCCCGGAGAAAGAGCAGAGCCUUCGCCCGAGCACGGUCGCUGUAGUGCAGUCAGUGUCAGCACUGUUUCGCAUGCUCUGGAAAGGGGUGCUACUCCCUGAUGCAUCCGGGCAGCGCGAGUUGGAGAAGAUUUGCCGGUUCCGGUUGUCAUUGGGUAGUGAGAGGAGUAACUAUGCUGACCAGCACACACUGAUGCAACUGCGCCUUUCUUUUUUGCGGCCUGCAACCGAACAAAGUUCGAAGCGCGGCAUGAGGACCAAGAAGUCACAGUUCUUGCCGAUCUUACAUAGCCUGUGGACGCACGGCUGGACCUUUCCGUACAUGGCACCAGAGCUGUUUGACAGCAAGACAAAGAUCACUGAAAAGAUCGAUGUUUGGGCUAUGGGAUGCAUCUUUGUGGAGAUCUGCGGCGGGCCUCUACCCUAUGAAACCAUCACGACACUGGCCGACCUGACCAAGGAGAUGCUGAUCAAAAGGCGCACUCCUGACAUUCCUGAGUUUAUCCUUGGCACGAUGAGAGAGAUCUGCGGUAGGCCCGCUCCGUUCAAGCAGCCCUUGACUGUCUAG